GAUGUCUUUGCAUGUCGGUUUCAUUUCGAAGUGCCUUUCCGGAAUCGUCGUUACAUCUGCUGUGAACUUUAAAGCCAGGAACUUUAGAAGCUAACUAGCAAGCUAAACUGAUGUUAGCAGGCGAAGUAUGGCGAUGACUGGCCAGAGCUCGUGUGCUUCGAUGAGUAACCACACCAAGGAACGGGUCACCAUGGCCAAAGUGACCCUGGAGAACUUUUACAGUAACCUCAUUGCUCAGCAUGAGGAGAGAGAGAUGAGGCAGCAGAAGCUGGAGAAGGUGAUGGAUCAGGAGGGGCUGGCUGAUGAAGAGAAACGUAUCCGGCGUUCCGAGCAUGCCCGGAAGGAAACGGAGUUCCUGCGUUUAAAACGCACUCGGCUGGGACUAGAGGACUUCGAGUCCCUGAAGGUGAUUGGCAGAGGAGCAUUUGGAGAGGUUCGCCUGGUGCAGAAAAAAGACACGGGGCACGUCUACGCCAUGAAGAUACUCCGUAAAGCUGACAUGUUGGAGAAAGAACAGGUGGGCCACAUCCGUGCUGAGCGGGACAUUCUGGUGGAAGCAGACAGCCUGUGGGUGGUGAAAAUGUUCUACAGUUUCCAGGACAAGAUGAACCUUUACCUCAUCAUGGAGUUUCUCCCUGGAGGAGACAUGAUGACUCUGUUGAUGAAGAUGGACACUCUGUCAGAGGAAGCCACUCAGUUCUACAUUGCAGAGACGGUGCUGGCCAUCGACUCCAUCCACCAGCUGAGCUUCAUCCACAGAGACAUCAAACCUGACAACUUGCUGCUGGACGCCAGAGGUCACGUGAAGCUGUCAGACUUCGGCUUGUGCACUGGGUUGAAGAAGGCUCACCGCACAGACUUCUACAAAAACCUGAAUCACAGCCUGCCCAGUGACCUCAGUAAGCAAACCUUUCAGAACAUGAACUCUAAGAGGAAAGCUGAGACCUGGAAGAGGAACAGGAGGCAGCUGGCUUUUUCCACAGUGGGAACCCCAGACUACAUCGCUCCCGAGGUCUUCAUGCAGAACGGAUACAACAAGCUGUGUGACUGGUGGAGCCUUGGUGUCAUCAUGUAUGAGAUGCUGAUAGGGUACCCUCCGUUCUGCUCCGAGACGCCUCAGGAGACCUACAGGAAGGUGAUGAACUGGAGAGAGACGCUCACCUUUCCCCCAGAAGUGCCAAUAUCAGAGAAGGCUAAAGACCUCAUUCUCAGGUUCUGCUGUGAGGAAGAGAACAGGAUCGGGGCUGCCAGCGUGGAGGAGAUCAAGUCCAACCCGUUCUUUGAGGGGGUGGACUACGACCACAUCAGAGAAAGACCUGCUGCCAUUCCCAUAAACAUCAAAAGCAUUGACGACACGUCCAACUUCGACGAGUUCCCCGAUUCGGACAUCCUCACUCCAACUACCACCCAAGUGUCCAAUCACAGCGAGGCUGACCUGAAGAACAAGGACUGGGUCUUCAUCAACUACACCUACAAGCGCUUUGAGGGUCUGACGGCUCGAGGAGCCAUCCCAUCCUACAUGAAGUCAGGGAAGAGAUGACUGGCUGGAAGCGGACCCUGAAGGAAUGCUGCUGCUGUGUGUGUGUGUGUCAAAACACACACACACCUCUGCUCAGUUAUCAGAGCAGCAGCCAGCAGAGAACCAACACAGCUCAUCCUCCUUCACUGCUUUCCAUAGGAACCUUCCUGGAAACUUGCUGCCUUCACUUUAGUCCAAGCUUCUGAGGGUACCUCUCCGCUUCCCGUUGUCGCAGACUGAACUGGGAUGAGUCUGACUUUCUUCCUCUGCACCAGGGAACGGUGCAUUUUGUCUCCAGGUAACCAGCAUCAUUACAUUCCCUCUCUGUACCAGCAUCGUUGGCUUGGAUCUACCAAGGGCUCUUCCUCCAGACGGGAGCGUUCUCUCCUCGUCCCGCUCUGGGGGCUUCAUCAGCUCAGACAUCGUAUCGAGUCAUCGCUUUGAAGUGAACCGGGCGCUCUUCAGGGAUUCUGUCCUCCUACUUUUCUUUCUCCACAUCACCUAACCAAAGACUGAAAGAACUUCUGCUCCAUCUUCCUUUUGCAACUUUUUCCUAAACUUCCAACUUUGUAUUUUUCUAGGAUCCAGAUUUGCACGAUUUUGCUCUUUAACGAAUGCAAAAAGUGGGCGAAUUAUGCAUUUUGUGGAACAAACACAAGGUCUUGUUACAUUUUUGUGAUGAAGCAUGUAAACUUCAGCACAUUAGGUGAAGUGGCUGAAGAUCCAGCACAGCUAGCACCACCUGCUAGAUCCUGCAUUGUGUAAAAGCUUUUUAAAAAUAUCACCUUUUAAUAAUAAGUAGGGGGAUUUCUUUAUUUUAAAUUGGCCAGUGGUUAAGGUGUCGCUAUGGAAACGAGAGGCUUGGCUGAAGAAGCUCCAAUAAAAUAAAAAGGAAAAAGAUAAAUACUCUUCUACCAUUCUUUACUUUCAAGAAGUGACGUCAGAUCCCAGAUCAGCUUAAAAACACGUGAAUGCGUUUCAGUAAACGUACAGCUUAGCCUUGUUCGUCACCAGCAGAACUUUCACACACACACACACACACACACACACACACACACACACACACACACACACACACACACACACACACACACACACACACACACACACACCUCUGACCCUGCUGUUCAACAAUUCAUCGAAGGGAUUCAGUUAAUUUAAAACAGUUCAUUUGACUCGUUGAUAAAUGUCUAAUUGGAGCUAAUUAAUAAACCUGUCAAGAGAUUUAAGAAGAAAAGAAAAAUCGACUUUGACCUGUUUUGACCUUCGAAAUGAAUUGCUGGGUUUUAUUAACCGCGACAAGUAAAACACGUCCAGUCAGGUUCCGACUUACUCACCCUGGCAGGUUUUGAUUGAACGUAACCUUCUGGACGUCUCAACGGGACGUCAAUCUGACGGAACCAAAGAUUAGGGUGAUGGAGCAGAGGACCGCCAACCUCUAACAUGUGAAGCACAUCCUUAAAAAUCAAGAACAGAUGGAGGCGAAAACAUGCAGAAAUAUAAAAAGAGAAAGUGAAGGCUUUUCCACUGAUUACCAAGUUUUUUCUUUUUUGUUCAACUGAAAGAAAUUUUAAUUUCAUUUCCCGUUUUGGUGGCCCUGCUAUAGGAAGAGCUGGUGCCAGCUUCCAAUCAUAACCCUUAAACCUAAAGCAAACAUAAGAACUACCAGUAAAUCUGCAGGCAUAAUAAUAAUUUCCAGCCUAACUAGAUGUGAAAUGAAACCCCUGAAGAAAAAUUUUGGUUCCACAUGCAGAGAGUUCCUGGCUCUCCUCUAGGCCCCGCCUUCUUUCUGCUGCUUUAACCGCUUGCUGCUCACAGUGUUGCAGUCGUUCUCUGCUGGCUCACGUUUGCUUAACUAGCUGGAAUAUCAGCUGAGAGUGCAGCUGUGUCGAGCUGUCGGGUCGCCUCUGAGAAUCUGGACAUUCUCAGAGAGGCGACUGUGCAGAUUCUCUUUGGUUUGUUCCUAAGAAAUCCUCCUGAGCAUUCGCUUCAAGCACAGCAACUAAGAUCCGGUUUGGAUGUUUCUUUAGUAGCACAGGGCUGAAAACUUUCCAGUGAACACAAUAUCCAAUAUGCUGUCUUAUUUUAUUUUAUUUUUUACAAAUGAAUGUACAUUUUUGCAGUUUGAUUUUUAGUUUUACUCACAGGAGUUUAACUAUGUUGCUGUAAAUGAAGCCUGGAUCACGUAUGUUUUCAUUUUAUUUGGACUUUGACACUUUAAGUUAUGAGGCGAAGAUCUGUCGAAACCCAUUCCCGCCCGGUGACACCAGCAGACGCAGGAAGUAGGAAAAGCUUUUUAUUUUUGUCAAAUGUUUUGCGUUUUCCCACAUAAAAAGUGACAAAGAAACCGAAAUGAAAAAUGAGAAGGUGACAAUCUGAUAUAAAGAGAGAAUGUUAAGUGACCUACAACAGAAAUGUGUAUCUUUUAGUCUAAUUUCCAACUUUUUAUUUUUUAUUAAAUCUAUCCAGUCUAGCAGGAAUGGUCUUCCAUAUCAAUUGCGUUAUGGUGUGUUCAGGUAGUGUGUAGAUGGGAAGCAGCACAUUAUACAAUGUUUUAGAGAAGCACGUGGUGGAGCUUUUUUUAUUUAAUUAUAUAUAUAUAUAUAUAAAUCUAUUUUUUAAACUGCUUGUGCUGUUGAAGAGCUUACGUGCUUUUCAGGCUUUUACCAAACAGCAACAUGUGCGCUGAGAGCAAUACGACACAUGGAGUAAUUUCUUAAAAACGUGUGGGUGAGAUUCUAAGUCUCUGGGACAGGAUAGCAUGUGGGUCUGUGUGGAGUGUUUCUUUUUUUAUUUUAUUUUCGGCAGAAGUUGCUCAUGUGUGCAUGUAACAUGUUGCGUCUGAUGGGAUUUGGGAAGUUGAGUGUACAAUAUUUAAACUACUUGGUAUGUAUUGUGUGACUGGUGUAUCGUUUUCUGCUACUUGACAAUGAAUUACUCUGCACUUAA
Poeciliopsis prolifica (blackstripe livebearer) is the source of this 4468-nucleotide messenger RNA. RefSeq names its product serine/threonine kinase 38a (gene stk38a). Lineage: Eukaryota; Metazoa; Chordata; Actinopteri; Cyprinodontiformes; Poeciliidae. Gene Ontology annotation, biological process: peptidyl-serine phosphorylation; intracellular signal transduction. The transcript has 14 exons. Bases 128 to 1540 code for a protein of 470 amino acids. The record is from RefSeq and is a predicted model, not a curated record. Gene Ontology annotation, molecular function: protein serine/threonine kinase activity; ATP binding.